GCCCCGCCCACCCGGGUCUCCCACGGCCAACAUGGCGGCGCCCUGUGUGUCUUGCAGCGCCGUGCUUUCCUGCCGGCUCUCCCUCGGGACUCGGGUCAUCCUCGCCCGGAGCCAAGGGCCAUGGAGAGCUUCGGCGGCCGGCCUACAGGCAGGUACCGGGCCCCAGCUAUCGAGGCCAAUUCACACCACAGUUGUAACAACAAAGAAAAAUGUCCCUGCCUCCAGACGCGAGACAUACACAGAAGACUUUAUUAAAAAACAGAUUGAAGAGUUCAACAUAGGGAAGAGACAUUUAGCCAACAUGAUGGGGGAGGACCCGGAGACAUUCACGCAGGAGGAUGUUGACAGAGCUAUUACUUACCUUUUUCCAAGCGGUUUGUUUGAGAAACGAGCCAGGCCAAUAAUGAAGCAUCCUGAACAGAUUUUUCCCAAACAAAGAGCAAUCCAGUGGGGAGAAGAUGGCCGUCCGUCUCACUUUCUCUUCUACACCGGCAAGCAGUCCUAUUACUCACUAAUGCACGACAUAUAUGGAAAGAUUCUCCAGGUUGAAAAUCAUCAGAAUACGUCGCUACCCAAAAGUCUGGUGCCAGAAAACACUGAAGUCAUAGACCUGAUUGGCAGCAGAUGGCUGAUUAAGGAGGAACUAGAAGAAAUGUUAGUGGAAAAACUGUCAGAUCACGAUCACGCGCAGCUCAUCCGGCUGCUGGAGAAGCUGUUGCGGCUGGCGAGCGGCCCCGCCGAGCAGGAGCUGGUGCACAGAUUCCGCAGGAGUGUGGCCCUGCAGUCCAUGAGCCAGGAGAUCCCGCCCCUGCAGCACGACGCGCAGGGCGCGCCCUUCAGCACCGGCCAAGGUAGAAGAAAGACUGCAGCAGCGGAAGCCAUUGUGUCAGGACAUGGAAACGGGAGGAUCCAGGUGAAUGGCGUGGACUACCUGCGGUACUUCCCGGUCAUGCAGGACAGAGAACAGCUGAUGUUCCCCUUCCACUUCCUGGACCGGCUCGGGAAGCACGACGUGACCUGCACCGUGUCCGGGGGCGGGAGGUCCGCGCAGGCAGGAGCCGUACGCCUGGCCACAGCCAGAGCCCUGUGCAGCUUCGUCAGCAAGGACGAGGUUGAGUGCAUGCGGCAAGCUGGCCUGCUCACCACCGACCCACGCGUGCGGGAGCGGAAGAAGCCCGGCCAGGAGGGUGCCCGCCGGAAGUUCACCUGGAAGAAGCGCUGAGCAUCGUCGCCUGCCCCACUGCCUAGGCUGCAGGCCAGGCCUAGGCAGCGCCACUGCUCUCAGACGCUUUGGGGCUUUAUUCUAAAUGUGCUUUCAUAAAAAAUACCAUUGAAACAUUAAAGUAAAAGUGUUUUCCUUCC
Molecule: messenger RNA, 1362 nt
Organism: Octodon degus (degu)
Lineage: Eukaryota; Metazoa; Chordata; Mammalia; Rodentia; Octodontidae
Gene: Mrps9
Product: mitochondrial ribosomal protein S9
Exons: 11
Coding region: 32-1222 (396 amino acids)
Biological process (GO): translation
Cellular component (GO): mitochondrial small ribosomal subunit; ribosome
Molecular function (GO): RNA binding; structural constituent of ribosome
Source: RefSeq, a predicted model, not a curated record